CGGAAUAUCUUCACUUUAACGCCUUGGACUUUCAGAGAGAGGAGUGGGAGAGUGAUUUUUAGGGUUAGGGUUUCAGACGAAUCGAAGCUGAAACUGAAGAAGAGAUGAUCGGAAGCCGAUUUGGAGUCUUUAUCUGAUGAUUUUGAGCUUCUGCCGCUUUUGAUUUGGCCAGGAGCUAUGACUGUUGGUCGAGAAGUUCUAUAAAUAAGAGGCAAAUAAGUAUGGCUCCAAGAAAUAUCUGAUCUUUCUUACUGGAUAAGCGGGAGAAGAAAAACGGGCAUAUGUUCUAGUAUCAAAGGUUUUGAAAAGUUUGGUUCUUUUAUUGUUUCACAACCAUGAGUUGCGAUGAGGAGAUCAAAGAAGGUGGAGAAGAGGGGGAGUUUAACCAUUCGGGAUCAGAGAAAGCUGAGAUUGGUGUUCAUCCUGAGAAUCAUCAGAUCGGAAAGAUCGGGUCAAUUUCGGUUCCACAGCUCAGGAUCGACGAGAAACUGCUGAUUGACCCAAGAUUACUGUUUGUUGGGUCAAAGAUUGGAGAGGGGGCCCACGGGAAAGUCUAUGAGGGAAAAUAUGGAGAGCAAAUUGUUGCAGUCAAAGUUCUUCAUAGUGGCAGUACUCCAGAAGAAAAAGCUGCACUUGAAGGUCGUUUUGCACGCGAAGUUACUAUGAUGUCUAGAGUAAAACAUCAGAACCUUGUCAAGUUCAUUGGAGCUUGUAAGGAUCCUUUUAUGGUGAUAGCGACAGAGCUAUUACCAGGGAUGUCACUUCGAAAGUAUUUAAUUAGUAUUCGUCCCAAACAACUGGAUCUUCAUGUGGCAAUAGGUUUUGCCCUUGACAUUGCUCGGGCCAUGGAGUGUUUACAUGCUAAUGGGAUUAUACACAGAGAUCUUAAACCUGACAAUUUAUUGCUUACGGCCAACCAUAAGACACUGAAGCUGGCAGAUUUUGGACUUGCAAGAGAAGAAUCUGUGACCGAGAUGAUGACUGCAGAAACUGGAACUUACCGUUGGAUGGCUCCUGAGUUAUAUAGCACUGUGACGCUGCGGCAUGGGGAGAAGAAGCACUACAACAACAAGGUUGAUGUCUACAGCUUCGGCAUAGUUUUAUGGGAGUUGUUAACCAACCGUAUGCCAUUUGAGGGCAUGUCCAACUUGCAGGCUGCAUAUGCCGCUGCUUUUAAGCAAAUAAGGCCAAGUCUUCCGGAGGACAUGCCUCGGGACCUCAUGUACAUCAUACAAUCAUGUUGGGUCGAGGACCCAAACAUGCGGCCCAGCUUCAGCCAGAUCAUCCGCAUGCUCAAUGCAUUCCUCUUCACACUUCCAGCGCCCUCACCAGAGCCAGAAACCACGUCAGAUCUACCAAGUAGUAUCACUGUCACAGAGUCAUCUGCUCGUGCAAGGCGGAAGUUUUCUUUCCUUCGCCAGCUUUUCCCUCUAAGGAGGACGAAGAACACACCAUGAGCAGUAAAGUUUGGAGCAUUUCAUGGUCUUUUUGCCAAUUAAAAAAUAACCGUUGGAUGAUGCUAAUCUGUGAUUAAUGACCUAGAUCUUGAUCACGGCUUGGAUUAUUCUCUCUCCACGAACAAUCAAAGGUAAAAUACAUUAAAGAAGCAGAAAUGGUUAGGCGUCCUUUGCCUCUUAUAUUACUAGUGGAAACACUGAGGGGUUGGGAAGUUUGUAUCACAAACUAAAAAGGGUGUAAAUAUGAAAUCUCCACGUUAAGUGCAUAAUACAUUUGUCAUAAAUUCCAUAAUUUA
Magnolia sinica is the source of this 1753-nucleotide messenger RNA. RefSeq names its product serine/threonine-protein kinase STY13. Lineage: Eukaryota; Viridiplantae; Streptophyta; Magnoliopsida; Magnoliales; Magnoliaceae. The transcript has 7 exons. Bases 336 to 1457 code for a protein of 373 amino acids. Gene Ontology annotation, molecular function: protein kinase activity; ATP binding. The record is from RefSeq and is a predicted model, not a curated record. Gene Ontology annotation, biological process: protein phosphorylation.